Molecule: messenger RNA, 481 nt
Organism: Protopolystoma xenopodis
Lineage: Eukaryota; Metazoa; Platyhelminthes; Monogenea; Polystomatidea; Polystomatidae
Source: the annotation of a GenBank genome assembly
AAUAGAAGUGAUCUUCGCCUCGUACACCGCGCGCUCGAUCGCGUCGCAGCCAAUAAGUGCUAGUUCACAGACUGCUCGUACUCGGGCUGGCAGUAGUGUGAUGCCGUGCACGCAGCCGGGGCUCUACGCGUGCCAGUCGCACUUGAUUCAGGCCGGUUGGACGCAACCGCAACACUGCCACAAGGCGUACACGCAAUACAGCAAUCUGUGUCGGCACAAGCGAAUGCAACCGCAGUGCCAUCGGCAACCAACGUGUGCCCAUUGCGACGCCACUUUUGCCAGUUGGCGCGAUCUCGAACGGCACCGACGCUCCCUUGUUCCCACCGCUUUGGCCCAUAAACAGGCCGGGUCGAGCAGGCAGGUGCCUUCUGCUACCGACGGAGUCGGACAGACCGAAGCCGAUCCUGUUGCCGGCCUGCAGAUGAGGGGCAACCCUAUAGACAAGCCAUGCAAGGUGAACCUGUGGGGUGUAGCGUGUUGA